Molecule: messenger RNA, 1188 nt
Organism: Prosopis cineraria
Lineage: Eukaryota; Viridiplantae; Streptophyta; Magnoliopsida; Fabales; Fabaceae
Exons: 7
Coding region: 115-900 (261 amino acids)
Source: RefSeq, a predicted model, not a curated record
GUAGUGUCUAGAAAUUAGAAUCCAACGUGGCCGGGCAGCAGCGAGGCCUAGACGAGUGAGGAAGCUCAAACAGCUGCGGAAGAAUUCUUCUCCUCGACGAAUGUUGCGGUGGUCAUGUGGAAAUCUCCAGGUUACGUUCUAAGAUCUUCUGCACUAAGUUUUCCCAUGCACACCACACUUUCGCAAUUCUCCAGGAUCAAAUUCUCAACUUCCGACCCCACUUCCUUCCAUGCCGACAUAUUCAGGAGACGAGCUCUCUCUUUCGUUCCAUUGGAAACUAGAGGUGAUUGUUUUCGCGAGAGGAGUUUCAAGUUGAGAGCAUGCAGGGAGACUUUGUCUUUCUUUGGAGGCAGUGGGUUUAGAAAUGGGGUCUUGUUGAAUCAGAAGGGGUGCAAAGGGAAGGCAAAUAAGAGAAUAGUUUUGGUGAAGAGUAAUCAGGGUUUUGGCUUCAACGAUGGAGACGACACUGAGAACGGUGCUUCUGCUAAUAUUUUGGGGAAUCUUGCCCUAGCCAUUGGAUUAGCUUAUCUAACAACGACUGGACAGCUUGGCUGGAUUUUGGAUGCAAUUGUCUCCAUUUGGAUCUUUGCUGUGUUAGUACCAAUAGUAGGCCUCGGUGCUUUCCUUUGGUGGGCUGGACGAGAUAUCAUGCAAGGCAGUUGCCCCAAUUGCGGAAACGCAUUUCAGGUUUUCAAGUCUCUAAAUGAUGAUUUGCAGCUGUGCCCCUUUUGUGGUCUGCCUUUUUCUGUUGUGGGCGAUGAGUUUGUAAAGGAAUCUGUGAAGUUUUCCAACCAACCUACAACAUUUGGACAGGCAUUUAAUAACAACUCUAGUUCUAGAAAUGAAAAAGAUUCUAUUAGAGCAAUCGAUGUUGAAGCCGAAAUAAAAGAUGUAGAUUGAAUCCUCUGAGCGGCAAAUUGGAUGAAUAACCUCGAAGACGCUUGCUGGUCUGCAAUUCAGAAAGUUUCUGCGUCUUGCAAUUUCACGUGGAACACAUUCUCCAGAAAGUAUGAUGACCAGAGUAGCAUUGCAAUUGUAAUAUUAUGUUUUGACAGUGAUGUUUCUCACGUCACACCUUGUACUAAUAUGGCUAGAGUGAUUCUUUGUAGUUGAAUUCUUCUCAAUCUAUGCAUCAAAUAGAAGUUGUGGUUCUAAAGUUGUAUAAAAUUUGUAUGUUGCGAUUCUAAA